Messenger RNA from Meleagris gallopavo (turkey), 1003 nucleotides. The record is from RefSeq and is a predicted model, not a curated record. NCBI's taxonomy places the organism in Eukaryota, Metazoa, Chordata, Aves, Galliformes, Phasianidae.
AGCCAUCACCUAACCAUCCUCCUGGCACGAAGCUCGCUCACUUUCCCCGCGUAACAAAGAUGGAAAACUCGUCAGAAAUACCGAAGUCAGAAGCUGAAGGCAAACCAAAAGCCAAGGAAUAUUGCAGGACAAUAUUUCCCCAUGAAGGCGUAAAUGAUGAACUGAGUUUUAAAGAAGGAGAGAUUAUUCAAAUUAUCAGUAAGGAUACUGGAGAGCCAGGCUGGUGGAGAGGAGAACUCAAUGGUAAAGAAGGAAUCUUCCCUGAUAAUUUUGCUGUUCAAAUACAAGAAUUUGAUAAAGACUUCCCUAAGCCAAAGAAGCCUCCACCUCCAGUUAAAAGUCCAGAUGAAAAAGGAGCUUUGGAUCAGAAGCCUUUGAAGCCACAUGCUCCUCAAGUACCACCCAAAAAACCCAUUCCUCCAAGCAAGUCUAACAGCUUACUGAGAGCCGGGAUUCUGCAACUAAAACGUCCAGAAAAACCUGUUUUGCCAUCGUCCGUAUCCAAAUCUAAUGGAGAAGUUGUUCAUCUUCGACCUAAAUCUGAAAUAGAGCCAGUAGCAAAACCAAAGUUAGACUCUGAACAGUUACCAGCGAGACCAAAAUCAGUAGAGGUAGAUUCACUUGUGGUAAAGAGCUCUCGAGAAUCAGGUAAGAAAGCAAUAAGAAGUUCUUCUGGGUCUUCCUGCUUCGAUUGUGGUGUUUUACAGCCUUAGAAUAAGGUCUUGGAUUUAUUCAGAAUGCCUCAGAGUGCAAUUAUGCCCAUUCUGUUGGAAAUGUAUGUUUUUAGAGUAGUGCAGGCAGCUCAUGUUAGGAGUUAGAAAGCAAGGUACAGGUUUCAUAGGGUAUUUGGAGGCAUAAGCUCUGUUACAGCUAUGAUAGGAAGGGAGGAAUACAGGUAUCAGCUUAUUCUUCCAAUUGGAAAGCAUGGUUUUUUUUGCUCUCACUUUUAUCUUGCAUUUUGUUCGUUCUGCUCUUGCAUUUCAGGUAACUUUUGCAUUUCUAU